UGAACUGUUAAGGGAGGUUGACAGUAGUAGUAAGGACUAGAUACGACUGCAUGAAAGAUGUUUGUCACAUAAAGUCACUACUGGGCUGCUAGAUUUUAGAUUUGUACUUGAAACAGUGCCUUUAACGCCACGAUAUAUUUUUUUUUUUUUUUUGUUAGCACCCACUUGUAUGGUUGAUAUUUCAUUACCCUGCAGGCGAAAGUAAUUCCAACGGUAGUGUAGCGAUAAGCUAGCAGCUAGCUUACGCUACUUAACCUACCAUUUGGCUAACUUAGAAACAUCUAUUGAAGAACUCGCCGACUGCUCGAAAUAACACUAAGUGAAGGACAUCAGAACACAAGAAACCUUCGUGCUGGUGUCAAGUUUAUAAGCUCUCGGCUCCCGGGGAACUGCCCCCACCGCCUUGUAGGUUGAAUUCAUGAACGUGCUGAGUGCAUAGUCGAUGGGGAUGGGGAGUGGAGUCCAGGAACAACGGGCAUCACUGACCCAGGGAGAAGUGCUGCCGCUGGCUUCCUCCAGUCAGUCAGAAGCCAGUUAUGAGGGCAUGAAGCACACCCGGUCCGUCCUAAACUCACUUUUCUCAGGGGCUUUAGCUGGAGCCGUGGCCAAGACCGCUGUUGCCCCAUUGGAUAGAACUAAAAUCAUCUUUCAAGUGUCCUCAGCAAGAUUCUCUGCCAAGGAGGCUUACAGGUUGAUCUACCGCACCUACCUGAAGGAAGGUUUCCUCAGUCUAUGGAGGGGGAACUCUGCUACUAUGGUGCGAGUCAUCCCAUAUGCUGCCAUCCAGUUUUGUGCACAUGAGCAGUAUAAAAGGCUGCUGGGAGGCUACUAUGGCUUUCAAGGGAAAGCCCUACCACCAGUCCCAAGGUUACUGGCCGGGUCUAUGGCUGGUACCACUGCAGCCAUGUUGACUUAUCCUCUGGACAUGGUGCGAGCUAGGAUGGCUGUAACACCAAAGGAAAUGUACAGCAACAUUCUGCAUGUUUUUGUGCGGAUCUCUCGGGAAGAGGGCUUGAAGACCAUGUAUCGAGGAUUCGCUCCAACCAUACUGGGUGUUGUCCCCUAUGCUGGACUAAGCUUCUUUACUUAUGAAACACUGAAGAAGUUGCAUGCAGAGCAAAGUGGCCGCCCACAGCCCUACUCUUAUGAACGUCUGGCUUUUGGAGCCUGUGCGGGUCUCAUUGGCCAGUCAGCAUCUUACCCUCUAGAUGUGGUAAGACGGCGCAUGCAGACCGCUGGUGUCACCGGUCACACGUACAGCACCAUCCUGGGUACCAUGAAGGAGAUAGUUUCUGAGGAAGGGGUUAUCCGAGGACUCUACAAAGGUCUCAGUAUGAACUGGGUCAAAGGACCUAUUGCAGUGGGGAUUAGCUUCACCACCUUUGACCUUACACAGAUUCUCCUGAGAAAGCUGCAUCAAAUGGGCUCCACUCGAUAGUAGUGACACGGAAAGAGGACAGUUGGGAGGGAGGAAUGACAAGAUCCCCUGUAAGCCCUCUGAAGUUAAACAAGGACAAGGGAUUGAGACACUGAAGAAUGCUUAUUGCUGGAUAGAAGCAAAAGCACAGUAACUAAGGAUGUGUGGGUAAUAUCAAGUCGUGCUCUUGCUAUGUCUGUGAAGCAGAUAUGAGGUGAUAUUUAGAACACAGCUUGUUGUCAAGUGCAAUAUGAUCAAUCAUCUUCUCUGUGUGUAUAUAAAUUGUAACGCUCCAAUCCUGGUGAACCAGAUCCCCAAGUGCAUUUGGAAAAGAAUUAAGAAAUGCACCCCAGCUGCCAUGUGCAAUGAUACCAAAGCUUUUGAAUUCAGCGUGUUGCAGAUUAUAGGAUUUUAUAAUUGUUUAAGUACAACGUUAUUGCAACGAUUCCCAGCGCAGAAAUUUAGCAGUAAUAUUUACAAAUCACUUGGUUUUUGAAAAGUUUAAAAUUAAAACAUUUCUCGGCCCCAGAAAAGUGAAUCUGCAUCUUUAAUGGUAGUUUAACUGCUGCAGUGACAUCAGCUGUAUAUUUUAUGUCAGUGCCAACAUGUCUGUUGAGAGUGCCCCUAUUGUUUUAUGUUUGUUUUAAUUGUUAGCAUAUCAUUGGCUUUUUGAAAGAUUGUAAAUUGUGGCUUGUCUAAAAAAAAAAAAAAUCUAAUCCAGAUUUUACUCCAGUUUAACUUCCCGUUAACAUGCUGUGUGGAUACCUUUUCAAAUGUUAGAUCUUGUACUCUGAUUUAACAGCCCAGAGUGAGCACUACCUUUGUGAAGUUUACACUGUCACAUUGCUGCUGUCACCAUGGUAAUUAGAUUUCUUGUGAGGUUGUUUUGAGCUACAGCACAUUGAGGCAUUUUAAAUAUUGUUAUCGGUGACAGAGUAUGUACAGAAUGCAUGUAUCGUCUUCCAUUUGCUGUCAGUCUGACAGCUGCAUGCUAUGGCUCCUCACUGCCUGUUUUGUUUGAGAAAGACAAGACUCUUAAUUCAGACUGACAAGUCACUGCAACAGCAUUAAAUCUCCUGCUUAGGGAGGACUCGCAAUGUAGAGCUGUAGCAGUAAAAACUAAUGGAAUAACUUGACUGGAAAUAUGCAAACAUAAUUUAAACAGUCUCAUUUAAAACAUAUUAGUGUUCUUGGUAUUGUACUUUACCUCUGCACGUAAUCAAAGGCUUGUCUAAUUGUUGCAUAUUAAUGUGUUAUGCAGAGUAGAGGCAAAAAAAGGGACUUCUACCUGCAGCCAAAUGAGCAAUUUGGCUGCUUUGGGACAGUAUUGAUGCUGGCUUACAGCCAUUAAGAGUGUCAAUGGUUUCUAUAGAUAGACCACACAUACCAAGGCAGGAGGGUUGAGCUCCUGAAUGUAGAGCUAACUGGAGCAGAGGUCACGACAUGCCAGCUAUUACCAGAAAACUGUAGACAGGCGCUGGACAGGUUAUUUACAGAAUAUUAUUUGUAUUUUUAACUCUCUGUCAAGGCUGCACAAGUGAUUAUUUAUUACAAGUGGUAUUCUGAUCGUUUGCUCUUUAAUCACCAAACAAACUCCCAUUAGAAAUACCAGAGGACAGAGUUGUGAUGUUGACGAUAGCUUUGAAAUACUGCCGGGCCAAAAAGAAAAGGGGAGGGGGGAAACAAGUAUGGGAAAUGAUCUGGUUUUACUUCAGUUGAUCAGAAUCUUUUUUUUUUUCUUCCUUGAUGGCCCAAGUUCAUUCCCAAGAGCCGUUCAGGAAGUGUGAGACAUUUUGAUGUGAGUCAUCACUGCAUAAACUUCUUGAAAUGAUGCCAUGAAAAAUGUGUGCUGUAAUCACAGCUUAAAACUGUCUAAUGAAGUAAAGCUUUUAUUUGUUUUUGUCAGGCAGUGUAUUCCUAGAAAAAAGUUGUUGGGAAUCUUAGUAUUUGUUAUCCUCUCAUUCACACUCUUGUCCUCACGUAUAUAUUGGGAUUGUUCUCACACAGGGUAAAUGUGCUUCUCUGUUAAACUUUCCUGUACCUGCAUACAGCAGAGCAGUCUCAUCAGGUGACUUUGUGAGUGUAAUGUUUUGCAGGGCUGAUGUCCUACCAGCCAACACAUCUGUCUGAUCAGCUGCAGGAAACCGAGAACUGCUGACAACAAUGUAGUCUUUUCAUAUCAGUUAAUAAUCUUUAACCCUCUCCUUAGAUUAGCAGGAGAGAAGCUUUGAUCAUUGACAGUUUGGCUUGUAACUAACACAUUGGUUUAAAGUACAAAGUAGCUUAAAGCUAAAUGAAAGAUAGUUACUGACUCUUAAGUGCCUAGGAAGAAAUGUUUUUACAAUGACUGAGCUAAUUCUGCUAACCUUUUUUUUUUUUAAAGGUUGCUUCCAUUUCUAGCCUUGUCUCAAUUUUGAAGUCAGAAGCAUUAAAAGGAGGCAGCAGACAUUUGAAAGUGGUUUUAAGUUUGGUGAUUGUUUAACCUCACUGACUGAAUGUAUUAACUUCAGGUCCAGUUUUUGUUUGUGAAUUUUUGUAAAACUUCAACUGCCUUGCAGGAUAUUGCUGUCUGCAGCAACAGGUGUGGUUUUUGAUGGUUCCCAGUUCAUUCCGACAAGCUUUGGACAAAUUUUUAAGGAACUAAGAAAAAAAAUAUGAUUAUUAAUAAUAAUGAUAAUAAUAAUAAAUUAAUCUUUAAAUAGGUAGAUAAAUGACCUACUCUGUAACUAAGAGAGACUGUAGGACUCUUGGACAAUCAUUAUAUGCCAAAAAGUUUUUUUUUUUUUUUGUGUGUGACUAAGAACAUGACAGUAACUGAACUACACAAAAUACUGAAGCACUACAACUAACUGGUACAAACUGUGUAUCUUUCACGUUUGCGAAAUGAAAUGUCAUCUUUGUAUUUGUUUGUAGGUAUUCUAUACAAGUGCAGACGUAUAUUUCUACAGUGUUUGUGUUGCAGCAGAUAAUUUUGUGCAACAGUUUGUAAAUCCUAGUGAUUUGUGCCAACUGAAUGUAACAGAGCUACUAAAUAACUACACCCUGUCUUCAGUCUCUAGUGUUGAUGGUGUAUCUGUGGGAAUAUUAUGGAAUAUCAAAUUGUUUAAUAAAACUGAACAUUAA
Melanotaenia boesemani (Boeseman's rainbowfish) is the source of this 4540-nucleotide messenger RNA. RefSeq names its product solute carrier family 25 member 42 (gene slc25a42). The record is from RefSeq and is a predicted model, not a curated record. Lineage: Eukaryota; Metazoa; Chordata; Actinopteri; Atheriniformes; Melanotaeniidae. The coding region runs from base 443 to 1438 and encodes 331 amino acids. Gene Ontology annotation, cellular component: mitochondrial inner membrane. The transcript has 8 exons. Gene Ontology annotation, biological process: transmembrane transport.